Molecule: messenger RNA, 1145 nt
Organism: Aureobasidium pullulans EXF-150
Lineage: Eukaryota; Fungi; Ascomycota; Dothideomycetes; Dothideales; Saccotheciaceae
Exons: 1
Coding region: 109-720 (203 amino acids)
Source: RefSeq, a predicted model, not a curated record
ACCCUUGCCACUGUCUUUCACCCUAGCGCAUUGUCGUGUCUGCAACCUUUUUAUCAGAAUCGCAUCUUGCCUUCCGUCAACAGUUUCACUCUUCUAUCCGCCCACGAGAUGCCCGUCACGGAUCCCACGCCCGAUGUCUGGACCAUCAAGUUCAAGAACGCCCGCACAACCGUCGUCCUACACGUCUAUCAACUCCAAACACUCUCAAGCCUCAAAGUCGAACUUCUCCAUGCUCUGAACUCGGCAUAUCCCUCCGGCGAGCUGAAUGGCAUGACACUGCCCGAAUCACCAGACGACAUUGAACUGGCCAAACCGCGCGACUUCUCAAACGUCGAGUCUGGAGCAUGGCAAAGCAUUGAGCCCGAUGCUCAGGAUGACUUCGACGCAGACAUGUUCAAUGCUGGCGGUGACGUCACCCCCAAGGGCAAAGGAAAGGGAAAAGCAAAGGCAAAAGGCGCCGGUCACAAGGAUAGCCCAUUGGGUGCUGGUUUGAAGGACAUGUGUGCUGUGGCCUUCAGAUUCAAGGGUCAGAAGCAAGCCCCUAGACCUGUGGACGACGAUUUUGAUGAGGGUCUUGGCCUGGAAGAUGAUGUUCUGCCUGAUGCAGAUGGCUGGAACGUCGAGCUGCCCAAAUUUGAGGAUGUCUACGGUCUCAACGAUUUGGUGCCUGAUGAUCAACUCACUACUCCUAAGGCCAACAAGUUUGCAUGGGACGUUUGAUCCGCUGCAAGUCCGACUCUGACGAGCGACAUCACGCAUUCACGCCUGCCGUCACCUUCAUUGCUCAAAACUUGGUCGCUCCGCGCCCAUUUCAUCGCUAUAUGACGAGCUCAUCACAUCGCUGGUGCCAUACCAUAUGGAGAUUAUUCUGUCAAAGACCACGAUAUAUACGAGUACCGCUUACUCAAAAUCUCUCGUCGAGAAAGUGGUCUUUUCGCGUCUCACGGACGCAGCAUUAGCCACCGCCGUGAGCAACGAAGAUGAAGCCCUUGGGCAGGGGACAGAGGUCAAUUCUUUGAUUGGGCCUACAUGAAAAAAGCAUGACGCUACCUACGAAUUGCGACGAGACGAAAUAGCUAAAGUCAUGUUCACCAUAGCGAUAAUGAAGCAAUGAACAAAGUACACAAUCUUGAAAGCAUGCUCCC